AUGGCGAGUCCUAUUGAAUUGGAAGUCGAAGAUCAGCAUUUGAAUUUGGUUGUGGUUGUCAAGGAUACCGUUUCCAUGGUUUUGGAAAUCAGCUACCUGCAAGUCGUCUCUUUAUCGGUGGAUCUUCAGAGCAAUGUUUUUAUCGGUGCCAUGGCGGAUCUCAUUCCUCAAGUACUUGUAUGGAUACCUUGGACGUUCUCUUGGCAAGUCAAUAUCCUCGCGUAUGCUAUUUCAUCAAGACCGGAUUUAUUUGAUGCAGUGCAUGAUGUGUCUCUCAUGACGCCUACCGAAGAAGGUCGCUUGAUGGCAGCUACUACUGAUAUGGCGGAUGUUUAUUUGCUCUAUGAUUCAUUUGCGACAGUGUGGUCAGCCCUAUCAUGGCCCUAUCAAUUGCAUUUGAUGAUUACUGCCUUAGCCGUUGGAAGUUAG
Messenger RNA from Lichtheimia ornata, 429 nucleotides. RefSeq lists its product as uncharacterized. Bases 1 to 429 code for a protein of 142 amino acids. The transcript is spliced from 3 exons. The record is from RefSeq and is a predicted model, not a curated record. NCBI's taxonomy places the organism in Eukaryota, Fungi, Mucoromycota, Mucoromycetes, Mucorales, Lichtheimiaceae.